AUGAGUGAUGUUGAACGUGACUUGUCGAGUGGAGUUGAAAAUGGGGGUGAAGGAGAAGGAUUGAGCAAUGUUGUGCCUCAAGAAAGAACAAGAAAGCAUAUUGAAGCGACAGCUGAUUCUGAGUCAGAUGAGGAGUUGGAUCCUGCUUUGGGCAAUGGAUUAGCGGCCGAUGAUGAUGAGGAAGGUGCUGGGGGAGCCGGUGUGUAUGGGGUAGUGGAUGAGGCUACGAGAAAGCGUCAGGAAUUGGAAGCGAGAAUGGAUAGUAUUUUGCAUAAGCCUAAGAAGAAGCGGACCAGGCAGGAUGAGGACGACUUGGAGCAGAUGCAGGACGAGCGGAUUCUCAGGUUGAAGGACGAGAUGAAUAUUGCUGCGCAGAAGGAUAUAGACACUUUGAAUGAGAGGCUAGAGAGCGGCAAUACGAGACUUGUAGCGAUGGAGAAGGUGAAGCUAUUGCCCAAGGUGGUGAAAGUGUUGUCGAAAGUGAACCUAGCAGACACGAUUUUGGAUAACAAUCUUCUACAGAGUGUGCGAAUCUGGCUUGAACCCUUGCCAGACGGAUCAUUGCCUGCGUUUGAGAUUCAGAAAUCGUUAUUCUCUGCUUUGGAUAACCUUCCAAUAAAGACGGAGCACUUGAAAGAGAGUGGGUUGGGCCGGGUUGUUAUCUUCUAUACAAAGUCCAAGAGAGUGGAGCAGAAAUUGGCGCGCUUGGCCGACAAGCUCAUUGCGGAAUGGACCAGACCAAUCAUUGGUGCUUCUGAUAACUAUAGAGAUAAGAGAGUUCUGAAACUCGAGUUUGAUGUGGAGAAGCACAGAAAGAAGACUAUAUUGGAUACUGCCAAGUCUAAGAAGAGAAAGAGUAAGCGUAAGGAGGUUGAUGAAGAAAAAUACAAGUCCGCAUAUGAACAGGCUGCUGCAAGGAGGAACAGAGCUGCUGCUCCUGCCCAAACCACAACAGACUACAAGUAUGCUCCUAUCAGUAAUAUUGAUGCCACAGGGAAGAACAUUGGUGUCGGGUCGUCAGUGGAUAGCAGCGAUCUCUACAAGAGGUUGAACUCGAGACUAAGCGGAAACAAGAACAAAAAGACCAACACUAGAUAG
Messenger RNA from Kluyveromyces marxianus DMKU3-1042, 1098 nucleotides. RefSeq names its product transcription factor SPN1 (gene SPN1). NCBI's taxonomy places the organism in Eukaryota, Fungi, Ascomycota, Saccharomycetes, Saccharomycetales, Saccharomycetaceae. The coding region runs from base 1 to 1098 and encodes 365 amino acids. The record is from RefSeq and is a predicted model, not a curated record. The transcript has a single exon. Gene Ontology annotation, biological process: poly(A)+ mRNA export from nucleus. Gene Ontology annotation, cellular component: nucleus.